Molecule: messenger RNA, 1353 nt
Organism: Spinacia oleracea (spinach)
Lineage: Eukaryota; Viridiplantae; Streptophyta; Magnoliopsida; Caryophyllales; Amaranthaceae
Product: syntaxin-121
Exons: 2
Coding region: 165-1067 (300 amino acids)
Biological process (GO): vesicle fusion; intracellular protein transport; exocytosis
Cellular component (GO): endomembrane system; SNARE complex; plasma membrane
Molecular function (GO): SNARE binding; SNAP receptor activity
Source: RefSeq, a predicted model, not a curated record
UCGUCUCCUUCCUAUUGACUUCCUCCUCUUGAAUCUGUAUUAGUACUUGUUCUUCUGUAACCCCAUUUUGACAAUUCAACUACCCAACCCCCCUUAAAUUUUAUACCUCAUUUUCCCAAAUCAAAUCCACACAACCCAAAAAUAAAUUAAAAAACUAGGCAAAAAUGAACAACCUAAUAUCCAGCUCAUUUUCCCGGUUACGAGAAAACACCGGCGACUUAGAGAUGGGCCCACCCACACCUACACCAAACGCCGGUGUAAACCUCGACAAGUUCUUCGACGACGUUGAAACUAUUAAAGACGACCUGAAGGAGAUUGAAGAACAACACAAGAAGCUAAGAGCGGCCCAUGAGGAAACCAAGACGGCUCACACCGCCGGUUCAGUUAAGGAACUCCGGUCAAGGAUGGACCGCGAUGUGGGGCUUGCUUUGAAGAAGGCGAAGAUGAUUAAGGUACGGUUGGAGGCACUGGACCGGUCAAACGCGGCAAAUCGGAAUUUACCCGGGUGUGGGCCCGGAAGCUCAGCUGAUCGGACGAGGACGUCGGUGGUGAAUGGGUUGAGGAAGAAGUUGAAGGAGAAGAUGGAUGAGUUUCAGGAGUUGAGAGAGAAGAUUAAUGGUGAAUAUAGGGAGACUGUUGAAAGGAGGUUUUUUACUGUCACUGGUGAAAAUCCUGAUGAGAGGACGGUUGAUUUGUUGAUUAGUACUGGUGAAAGUGAAAGUUUCUUGCAAAAGGCUAUUCAGCAACAGGGUAGGGGCCAAGUACUAGAUACAAUUGCUGAAAUACAAGAGAGGCAUGACGCUGUGAAAGACAUAGAAAGGACCUUAAUGGAACUACACCAGACAUUUCUUGACAUGGCAGUGUUGGUUCAGUAUCAAGGUGAACAGUUGAAUGACAUCCAGGCUAAUGUUGGUAGAGCUUCCUCUUUUGUUAGGGGAGGAACUGAGCAACUGCAUACUGCUAGGAAACACCAGAAAAAUACCCGAAAAUGGACUCUCUUUGCCAUUAUUCUGCUACUCGUCAUCAUAUUGGUUGUCGUUCUCUCCGUACAGCCAUGGAAAAAAUAACUUGCUCGUCCUUCUGCUCCUUUGGACAAGGGAUUACAAUAUAUUGAAAUGCAAUCUCAUACACUCUGUAGUUAUGUCAUAUCUUCGCUUCAUUUCUUUUACCGUCUUCUUUCUUUGUAAUUAAAAAAAGUGGGAGCUGGAUUUUGAUCACAGUUUUGUUUCCAAGAUGAGGAGAAAAGGCGUUUGUUUGUAUUUUGGAGUAGUUCCUGUAUUAGGCUCAGCUCAGCCGAGAUAUUUUGGAGUAGUUCCUCAUCUAGUGUAAAUAUAUACCUUGAUUGUUUAUUCA